This is a messenger RNA of Lotus japonicus, 560 nucleotides long. RefSeq lists its product as uncharacterized. Gene Ontology annotation, molecular function: phenylpyruvate tautomerase activity. The record is from RefSeq and is a predicted model, not a curated record. NCBI's taxonomy places the organism in Eukaryota, Viridiplantae, Streptophyta, Magnoliopsida, Fabales, Fabaceae. The transcript is spliced from 2 exons. Bases 143 to 481 code for a protein of 112 amino acids.
GUAAAUCUACUAGCAUCUAUAUAUAUAUCAUGGGAAUUGGGAUUGUCUUGAAUUGGAAUAUAGGCACAUUAUCAAACCACCUUGGGUUACAAGUCUUUGAGCAAAGAAAGACUAGAAAGCAGUACAGAAAAAGAGGAAGAAGAUGCCUUGCCUUUACAUCACCACUAAUCUUAACUUAGAUGGAGUUGACACGGAUCCCAUCUUUUCUGAAGCCACCACUGCGGUCUCCACAAUCAUUGGUAAACCCAAAAAGUUUGUGAUGGUCCUAUUGAAGUCGUCAGUGCCAAUGUCAUUUGAGGGUAACAAAGAACCAGCUGCGUAUGCUGAGGUAAUUUCAAUGGGUGGCAUAAAUUCAGAAGUGAAGAGGAAACUGAUUGCUACCAUUGGCACCAUAUUGCAGACUUGGCUCUCAAUCCCAAGAACUCGUUUUUUCCUCAAAGUCUUUGACACUACUGUAUUUCGUUCUAACUCCAAAAUGUAAUGCUUUGAGAUUCUGUCAAGCCACAAGAUUAUGCUCUUAUAUCAAUGUGUUUUUAACUAAUUGUAUUAUAGUUAUCAUA